GCUAACUGCUAACUGCUAACAGUUCGGUGGCGUUUUGUUAACACUGUAGUUCUGUUUGAUAAGUAGAAUGGGGAUCGCGGAUGAUGCAGACCGGACUCUGUUUGUUGGGAAUUUAGACCCACAGGUUACAGAAGAGCUUUUAUUUGAGCUGUUUUUACAGGCUGGACCUCUGAUCAAAGUCAAAAUUCCAAAAGACAACGAUGGAAAAUCCAAGCAGUUCGCCUUUGUGAACUUCAGACACGAAGCCUCCGUCCCGUACAGCAUGGAGCUGCUUAACGGGAUCCGUCUCUACGGGCGUCAGCUCAACAUCAAAUUCAAAACAGGAAGCAGUCAUAUUAAUCAGGAGGGGAAAAGUCCGGCAAACUCGCAAAACCCGAGUCCAGCCAACACGCCGACUCAUCGUGGUGCCAGGUGUGACAGGACUCCAGAACAGACAGGUUCUCCGUCGUACUCUCCUCCUCAGAACCUGCAGAGGUCUUUCCUCUCACCUGACAGUCUGCAGAGACAAGUGCUGUUGAACAACAUGUGGCAGAUGCAGCAGUUUCAGCAGACCGGCAUGUUCAGGGGCGGCUCCAACGGCUCCUGGCAAAACGACGCCUCCAACUGGGGCAACCGGUCCUCCUCGCAGCAGGACAACGCCAGCGGACAUUACGGCAGGGAACAGGGUCACGCCGGUAACGAUCGGAACCGGCGCGACACCCGGCGAGGCGACUUCUCCCAGCACGAUGAGCGCAGAGGUAACCGAAACCGCGACUAUCCUCCGGAGAGGCGGAGAGACGGGCGCUGGAGAGAGUACUGACCCGGCAAGACGAGGGGAAAAAAAAAAAUACUCUGUUAAAGAAACCAGCAAUUUAGUUUUUAUAUUGUUUUGUACAAUUUUUAACCUUGUUUUUGAUUGAAUCUCUUUUAUAUGAUUGUAAAUUUCAUUGGCAAAAGAACUGUUGAUUUUUAACUAACGAGCGCGAAAUUUAUCAAAAUACGUCAUUUCCAUAACGAUAAUAUUCAAGACGUUCAACAACCACCUUGUGAAUGAGUUAGUCUCCAUAAUUUAUGACUCUUGGGUUCGAUAGAUCAGUAGAAUUUAAUCUCAGGUGGCGACUUCAAAAAUAUCCGUCUAUAUUUGUAUUAUUAAAAAAAAAAAAAGGACUUUAGUCAGUUUUAUGAUAUGAAAUCUGGCCUGAUGUAUCUGAUGUAUGUUUACUUUUGAUUUAUAUUUAUUAAUCAUGAUUUGAUGAGCCGGAUAUAUCCAAGCAUUUACCUCCUGCCAGUCCGGUGCCCCACUUGGUCAUCAUAGCACUGAAUGACGAGAUCUGCCUGGUUAAUGGUUUACCAGCACAGGAGGAUUUUUUAAAGCAGCUAUUUGGAAUACGAUGUCAAUUCUCAGGAGUUUUUAAACAAACAAAUUUUCAUUUAUUCAGAUUUUUAAAACAAACUCUUAAGUUUUCCAGUCUAUAUUGGGUACGGCUGUAUAUGAUGUGCUUUAAUCUGCUCUAAUGUAAAUACAGCAUCAUUUUUAACCCUGA
Trichomycterus rosablanca is the source of this 1523-nucleotide messenger RNA. RefSeq names its product RNA binding motif protein 7 (gene rbm7). Bases 68 to 799 code for a protein of 243 amino acids. Gene Ontology annotation, molecular function: single-stranded RNA binding. Gene Ontology annotation, cellular component: nucleus. Lineage: Eukaryota; Metazoa; Chordata; Actinopteri; Siluriformes; Trichomycteridae. The record is from RefSeq and is a predicted model, not a curated record. The transcript is spliced from 5 exons. Gene Ontology annotation, biological process: regulation of alternative mRNA splicing, via spliceosome.